GGACAGGCUGCUCUACACUUUCUUUAAGCCAGGAUUAGAACUACAGGUAGGACAUGGAAAACGCUACAGCCCCCUCCAACACCUUGGAGCUGGUGUUUAAAGAAGACACUGCACUGACAGAGAUGAUGCGUCUGCGGGUGUCCUCUCUGCAGCGCUCGGGGCAGAAGCGUCAGGAUGGGGAGCGCCUGCUCCUCCCCCACGAGGCCGUGUACCGGCUGGACUUCCCCACCCAGGAGCUGCACUUCUCCCGCUGGUACUUCUCCCUCUCAGCCCACGGGCGGGUCACCAUCACCGGUAUCUCUCAGCAUUGGACCCCCGACCUCACCCACCUGAUGACCCGUCAACUGCUAGAACCCAUCGGAACGUUUUGGAGAAACGCCAACGACCCGGAGGAAACCCCGCUCAAGUGGCUGGAGGCGGACAUGCAGGAGUUCGGCGAAAGGAUUGCUGAGCUGGCGAAGGUCAGGAAGGUCAUGUACUUCCUGUUUGCUUUCAAGGAUGGGGCAGAGGCUGCAAAUCUAAACUGCUCGGUGGAGUUCACCCCGGAGGAAUGACUGCAGUCUGUCAGUACCAUCCUGUUAGUGCUGCAUCGCAAUACUUUGUUCAAUAUUUGACCCUAAGAGAAACAAAUAUAUCAUCUCACAUACUCUCCCUCAAAAUGUCUUUCUGAUCUCUUCGUCUGCUGGUGUUCUGUCAUUGUAUAGUAACAAGAUUGUAGUUCAAACAUUUUUGUGCACAACUUAGGUUAGACUUAAUACCUUACCACCUAACUACUUACAACAUUUCAAGCACGUCAAACAUAUUUAGAAAAAAAGAAAAAGUAUGAAUGCACUUUAUUUACAGGGAACUAAUGCUACUUCAAAGAACAAUGUAUCUCUAAAAUAAAUUACACGUGAGCAGAAAUAAGAGCAUUCUUUCAAUAAAUUCUUAAAUAACAAACGUAUGAGGAUACGCUCUAUACAUCCACUUGUUAAUAAAACACGCCUUUCCUGAUUGGCCACAUGUUGUGAUAAUAUGUUUGAGUUUACUGAUUGGCUGAAUAUUGUAAUAAUGUGUUGAAUAUAUAACUGUCUUUAUAUUUUCUUUCUGAAUUCUCUCAUGGCUUGCUGAACAGAACAAGUAGCAGUGAGUGGAAUAUCAAAUAUUCACAUUGCA
This is a messenger RNA of Trematomus bernacchii (emerald rockcod), 1155 nucleotides long. It is a transcript of the gene ompa, whose product is annotated as olfactory marker protein a. The coding region runs from base 54 to 554 and encodes 166 amino acids. Lineage: Eukaryota; Metazoa; Chordata; Actinopteri; Perciformes; Nototheniidae. The record is from RefSeq and is a predicted model, not a curated record. Gene Ontology annotation, biological process: sensory perception of smell; signal transduction. The transcript is spliced from 2 exons.